This is a messenger RNA of Trichomonas vaginalis G3, 843 nucleotides long. RefSeq names its product phage tail repeat-like family. Bases 1 to 843 code for a protein of 280 amino acids. Lineage: Eukaryota; Parabasalia; Trichomonadida; Trichomonadidae. The transcript has a single exon. The record is from RefSeq and is a predicted model, not a curated record.
AUGUCAAAUGAAACAGCGUCUAUGAGAGAAAUACAACACAACCGACAACUCAUUAUGCAAGCUCUAAAUAAGAACACAACAAACUUUUCAAACUAUUCUAAGAUAUCUGAGUCAUUGAAAGAAGGAAACUUAAAACUGACAAUAAACCCAAUGACAGAUGAGUUUCUGUUUCAAGACAAUAAGAACCAUACUGUCUGUAUAAAUCCAACAAAAGGAACUUUAAACGAGAAACCUAUAAAUGAACUUCUUUUGAAAACAGAUGUUGACAACAAAGCUGACAAAGAAUAUGUAGACGAUGCAAUAGCAAAAGAAGAAGAAAGAGCUAACAAUGCUUAUGCAACAAAAGAACAUACUCAUCCUGAACUAGCAGACAAAACAUAUGUUGACAAUAAAAUGUCAAGUGAAGUGACGAGAGCUGAAAACGAAUAUUCUAAAAAGACUCAUACACAUUCUAUAUCUGAAAUAACAGACUUACAAGAAACCUUAAACAGUAAAAGUGCCGUUGGACAUACACAUACCAUUGCAAAUAUUACAAACUUACAAGAAACCUUAAACAGUAAAAGUGCCGUUGGACAUACACAUACCAUUGCAAAUAUUACAAACUUACAAGAAACCUUAAACAGGAAAAGUGCCGUUGGACAUACACAUUCUAUAUCUGAAAUAACAGACUUAAACGUUAGCCUUGAAAAGAAAGCAGACAAGAACCAUACACAUACCAUUGCAAAUAUUACAAACUUACAAGAAACCUUAAACAGGAAAAGUGCCGUUGGACAUACACAUUCUAUAUCUGAAAUAACAGACUUAAACGUUUAUGUAAGAGCGUUAUGUAUUCUUCACAAGUAA